Emys orbicularis (European pond turtle) is the source of this 969-nucleotide messenger RNA. RefSeq names its product phosphatidylinositol specific phospholipase C X domain containing 3 (gene PLCXD3). Gene Ontology annotation, cellular component: synapse. Gene Ontology annotation, biological process: lipid metabolic process. The transcript is spliced from 3 exons. Gene Ontology annotation, molecular function: phosphoric diester hydrolase activity. NCBI's taxonomy places the organism in Eukaryota, Metazoa, Chordata, Testudines, Emydidae. The record is from RefSeq and is a predicted model, not a curated record. The coding region runs from base 1 to 969 and encodes 322 amino acids.
AUGGCUUCAUCGCAAGGGAAGAGUGAGCUGAAAUUCGCAGACUGGAUGGCAACUUUGCCAGAAAGCAUCUACAGCCUCCCCCUCACCAACCUAGCGAUCCCAGGGUCUCACGACUCCUUUAGCUUCUACAUCGACGAAGCCUCUCCAGUUGGACCUGAACAACCAGAAACUGUCCAGAAUUUUGUCUCCGUAUUUGGGACUGUGGCUAAAAAGUUGAUGAGAAAGUGGUUGGCAACACAGACGAUGAACUUUACUAGCCAGCUGGGUGCAGGUAUACGAUAUUUUGAUCUCAGAAUUUCCACCAAACCCAGAGAUCCUGACAAUGAACUUUACUUUGCUCAUGGUUUAUUCAGUGCCAAAGUCAAUGAGGGCCUUGAAGAGAUCAAUGCAUUUCUGACUGACCACCAUAAAGAAGUGGUCUUCUUGGACUUCAAUCAUUUCUAUGGGAUGCAGAAAUAUCAUCAUGAGAACCUGGUCCAAAUGCUCAAAGGCACCUUUGGAAAUAAAAUGUGCCCUGCUAUAUUUGCCCAAGAAGUAAGUCUCCAGUACCUGUGGGAGAAGGAUUACCAAGUGUUGGUAUUUUAUCACAGUCCAGUCGCUCUUGAGGUACCAUUUCUUUGGCCAGGGCAGAUGAUGCCAGCUCCUUGGGCAAACACAACAGACCCAGAAAAACUGAUUCAGUUUCUUCAGGCAUCAAUCAUUGAGAGAAGAAAGAAGGGCUCCUUUUUUAUAUCUCAAGUGGUGCUGACCCCCAAAGCUAGUACUGUGGUUAAGGGUGUUACUAGUGGACUCAGAGAAACAAUCACAGAAAGGGCUCUUCCUGCAAUGAUGCAUUGGGUCCGAACUCAGAAACCAGGAGAAAGUGGUAUCAAUAUUAUAACUGCUGAUUUUGUAGAACUUGGUGACUUUAUCAGCACUGUCAUAAAACUCAACUAUAUCCUGGAUGAAGGCGAAGCUGAUACUACUUGA